Molecule: messenger RNA, 776 nt
Organism: Pseudo-nitzschia multistriata
Lineage: Eukaryota; Bacillariophyta; Bacillariophyceae; Bacillariales; Bacillariaceae
Source: the annotation of a GenBank genome assembly
AGAAUCGGCGUCCACCAUCAUCCUCUUGCCGUCGCGUUAGACAUUUCAAUUGGCGUGUACAAAAAGUUCCAGUCUCGGAAAGAGUAACUAACASAAACUUGCAAUGAAGACCAAAAUUCAAUCACUCGGUGGCAAUCAAAAUUUUAGUCUGCGCAUAUUCACACUGAGGAGKAGAAGGACGUCGAAAACUCUCAUCGAAAUGAAGCUGAUGAACCGAAAAGUCCGCUUCAACCCGUUCCGGCGAAGGCACAGCAAACACGUUGAUGUGGCACCAUCACUUCCAGAACGCGAUGACACCGACACCGAAAAGAGUGUUAGCAUUGACGAUAAAGAAUACGGCGAGUGCAAAAGGCGSCAACUCUCCCCACUUUCUUCCAUAAUGGCAAAGUUCAUCGUCGAGAGUGCCGAAAAGACCUACAACAGCAUCGAGUCUGACCUGGAACGGUCSGAAUUUGCCGAUAGCAUCGAGUUUGUCUUGAAUUCUGUCAGGAAUGGUAAGGACGUCCCCCAACAGCGCAACUCGGUGGUCGAACUUCUGGCGAAAACAACACGGGCCACAAUGGAGUCCAUCGACAACGAAGAAGAACAAGACGUGUUUCUGCGAGGCAUUUCUGAUAGGUGGAACUCCAGUGCAACGAGAUGAUGAUACUCAUUCGAUCCCACCGCGCACCCAUCUCCGACCUAAAGGGAAGUUAUCAUUGCACUUUAUUGGAAUAAUCAUUCGAUUUAGGGAAAAGUAGAAGAAAUCACAUGUAAAAUAAGUAUCUAACAAAUAC